CCCGAGCAGGGUGAAUUGUCUGAGAAGGAGACAAUGGCCAUGCAAUGGGCGGUGAUGAAUUGGGAAAGGGCAAAGGGCGACCUGCAGAACCUCCUGAACCAAGUGCUCCCGAACUUCUUCCUCUCGACGCUGCCAGACCUGGUCUCUCAGAUGGAGCCAUGCGAGGUGAUUAAGGCGUUGGAGAAGGACUACGGUCAAGGAGACGCAGUCGGGCUAAUU
Phytophthora sojae is the source of this 219-nucleotide messenger RNA. RefSeq lists its product as hypothetical. Lineage: Eukaryota; Oomycota; Peronosporomycetes; Peronosporales; Peronosporaceae. The annotation marks the transcript as partial. The record is from RefSeq and is a predicted model, not a curated record. The transcript has a single exon.